CCAAACACACCUGGUGAUAAUACUACUACUAGACUAGUGGCAAAUAUUGUCUGUUUGUGGUUGUGUGUUCUCGCGGGAGGCAAUGGAAGACGCCGGAAGUUAUCCAAAUCCCGACAACCCAUCGCACAAAAUCGUUGACGUCGCUGCUGGUGAAUCACACACUCUUCUUCUUACUGAAGAUGGCAGUGUAUACUGUUGGGGUAGAGGAAUGUUUGGACGGCUUGGUAAUGGUUCUCAAAAAGAUGAACUUUUCCCAAAAAAACUCAACUUUGGAAACCCUAAUGGAACUCAAGACAGUGUUAAAAUAGUGGGUAUUGCUGCUGGUUCUUAUCACACUCUUGCUCUUGCAGAAGAUGGAUCUGUUUGGUGCUGGGGUUACAAUAUAUAUGGUCAACUUGGUCUUUGUGAAGAGGAGGACUCGCAUGAUUCCUUAGUUCCUUGCUUACUUAGCAGGUUUCUUGAGUUGCAACCGCACAAUUCUUCAACAGACCCAUCUGAAGCAGAAGACAAAGCAUCACUAGAGAUGUGUACUGUCAAAGCAGGAGGAAUGAUGUCUCUGGCUAUUGAUAAUCGCGGAACCCUAUGGAUGUGGGGAAACAUCCCACAAGAAAGCAAAGAAAGUGGGAUAUCUCUUGUAAGCAGUUUCACUCCAACGCCAGUCUGGGAUUUUCACGGUCGAACUGUUGUCAAGGUUGCAUGUGGAAACGAGCAUGUCGUAGCUCUGGUUAAUGCUAUAGACUCACACGAGGAUGAAGAUCUACUAUGCUACUCUUGGGGUUAUAACAGCCAUGGCCAAUUAGGUUUGGGGGAUAGGCAGAGCAGGCUGCAUCCAGAAGUUGUAAAAAUACUCGACGAGGAGUCUCCUUGGACAAUUUAUGAGGUAGCAUGUGGUGCCUUUCACACUGCUUUGCUUGCUCACAAAAAGAAACCUGACGCCACAUUAGAAAGCAUGUGCUGGACCUUUGGCCUUGGUGAGAAUGGCCAACUUGGACACGGAACAACGCAAAGCACUUUAUUUCCUACUCCUGUUAAAGAAUUGCCACAAAGCAUACACCUUAUUUCUGUUGACUGUGGCUUGUUUCAUACAAGUGUUGUGUCCUCAACUGGGGAUGUGUGGUCAUGGGGAAUGGAGAAGGGUCUUGGCUUAUGUCCUGAUGCUAAUCGUGCUGAAACAAAUUCUGGUGGUGACGCCCUCUCUCCUCUUCUCAUCUCAUGCAAUUUACAUCAACCCAUUUUUCCAGGUCCCGUUAAAGUUGCAUGUGGGGCAGCACAUACUGUUGUUGUUGCUCAGGAGGGACAUAAGGUUUGGUCUUGGGGUAGGGGGAGGAGUGGAGUUCUUGGGAAUGGAAAAGAAAUGGAUAGUUACACUCCCACCAUUGUUCCGUGGCCUCCAACAAUUGAGGGCCUCGAAGAAGAGGAAUUAAAUAGCUCUGAUGGGCAAGAUAAGGUCGCAGAAAAAAAACCCGAAAUAAUAGCAGAAACAGAUGAGAAAUUAUCCACGGCGUUGAAUGAGCUGAAGCUGCUUCAAACAAAGCUAUCUAUAAUGGAGAAAUAUGCUAGUAUACUUCAUGGUUCAAUUUUUGGAAAACCAUUUAAUGAGCAAGAUAUCCCUGUUUCAUUGGGGAAUUCUGGUUCAAUGGAUAUUGCAAAAGAAUGGGAGAACAUGUUAGAGGCAGCAGAUGAUAGGAAGCUAGUUACGAUGGAAAUGUUUUACCGUGACAUGCUUACCGGUGUGAAAGAUAAAUUAAUGAAGAGAAAGAUCAAAGAAAUUAUAAAGGAGUGUCUCGAAUCUUCAGAGGUAAUUAAAUAAUUAGUAUGAUAGAAACAAAACACAUGUUAUGAACACAAGAUUUCACAUUCAAAGCAGUGAAGUUAUUUGAUCUUUCCAUUUUGUGUAAAUGGUCUGCUCAUUUGUCCCUUAACUUGAUCAAUCUUUCUGAGCACUAUGUAUUACACUAUUAUGACUUUGGAUUAUGAGAUAUUAUUUUGCUUCAUUCAUUACUGUCAUUUUCAAAAAUAAAAAAGGGUAAGUGACUAUUUCUAAGUUAUCAGAA
Medicago truncatula (barrel medic) is the source of this 2054-nucleotide messenger RNA. Its product is annotated as ultraviolet-B receptor UVR8. The record is from RefSeq and is a predicted model, not a curated record. The coding region runs from base 83 to 1810 and encodes 575 amino acids. NCBI's taxonomy places the organism in Eukaryota, Viridiplantae, Streptophyta, Magnoliopsida, Fabales, Fabaceae. The transcript has 5 exons.